AUGCUGGUAGUUUCAAAGCCCAAGGCGCCUAAGGUGCAAUUUGCAUAUUGGUUUUCUUCGUUGCCCUUGAGUGCUCGGCAUCCUGCCGAGAUCCACAAAUCAGGCCGCACCUCUCAAGUGCUCACGGUCGCCGGUGGAACGACCCGGAGUUCGGAGGUCAUAUCCGCUGGCGUUGCAAACUGCUCGGACCAUCCUCAUAUACGCCCAGCGAAACAGUCCGAGGUCUCGUUCAAAUGA
Messenger RNA from Diaporthe amygdali, 237 nucleotides. RefSeq lists its product as uncharacterized. NCBI's taxonomy places the organism in Eukaryota, Fungi, Ascomycota, Sordariomycetes, Diaporthales, Diaporthaceae. The transcript has a single exon. The record is from RefSeq and is a predicted model, not a curated record. Bases 1 to 237 code for a protein of 78 amino acids.